Molecule: messenger RNA, 2988 nt
Organism: Nymphaea colorata (pocket water lily)
Lineage: Eukaryota; Viridiplantae; Streptophyta; Magnoliopsida; Nymphaeales; Nymphaeaceae
Product: auxin response factor 9
Exons: 14
Coding region: 291-2348 (685 amino acids)
Biological process (GO): regulation of DNA-templated transcription; response to hormone
Cellular component (GO): nucleus
Molecular function (GO): DNA binding; protein binding
Source: RefSeq, a predicted model, not a curated record
CGUUGUCUUUGAUCAACAGUAGGAGGAAGGGAAAAGGGAGGAGGAGAAAAAGUCGGGGUAAGCUAAGCCUUUGAAUCACAGUUAUAACGUUCUUUGAAUCGACUGUGAAGCCAAGCGGAGGAGCGAUGGUGGUGGCGCUUUUGAACCGGUGCUAGGGCUGAAGGGCAGGUCGAGUUUUUGAACCGGCGGGAGUGCUUGUCCUCGGCAAAUUGCAACGGAACAGCAUUGUUGACGGCAGCGGGCAGCAUCUGGGAGCCAUCAGCAGAAUCUGAGAUUUCUGAGGCAACUCCAUGGACGAUCUGCUUUACAAAGAAUUAUGGCAUGCUUGUGCUGGUCCACUUGUUACAAUACCUCGUGAAACAGAGCGGGUCUACUACUUUCCCCAAGGCCACAUGGAGCAGCUUGAGGCUUCAACAAACCAGGGUCUAGAUCAGCAGAUUCCACUCUUUGAUCUCCCCUCAAAGAUACUGUGCCGUGUUAUCAAUAUUAGGCUGCAGGCCGAGGCUGAAACAGAUGAAGUAUAUGCACAGAUUACUUUGCUGCCAGAACCUGAGCAAGCUGAACUUUCUAGUCCAGAUCCUUCCCUACCUGAAAUUUCCAAGCCUAAUGUCCGUUCCUUCUGCAAGAUUCUCACAGCUUCUGAUACUAGCACCCAUGGAGGGUUUUCUGUUCUUAGAAGGCAUGCCAAUGACUGUCUUCCUCCUCUGGACAUGUCUCAGCCGACGCCAACACAGGAAUUGGUUGCCAAGGAUCUACACGGUUAUGAGUGGCGCUUUAAGCAUAUAUUUAGGGGUCAACCCCGUAGGCAUCUUUUGACCACUGGUUGGAGCACAUUUGUUACAUCCAAGAGGCUUGUCGCAGGAGAUGCCUUUAUAUUUCUGAGGGGUGAAAAUGAAGAGCUUCGAGUUGGGAUCAGGCGGCUUGUCAAACAAUCAAGUUCCAUGCCUACCUCAGUGAUCUCCAGCCAGAGCAUGCAUCUUGGUGUUCUUGCAACUGCAUCCCAUGCUGUUGUUUCUCGGACACUCUUUACAGUUUAUUACAAGCCAAGGACUAGUCAAUUUAUAAUUGGUGUAAACAAGUACUUGGAGUCAAUAAAUCAUGGGUUUACAGUGGGCAAUAGGUUCAAGAUGGUAUUUGAAGGGGAUGAAUCUCCUGAGAGAAGGUAUACUGGGACUAUUGUUGGAUUUGCUGAACCUGUGGCUUCACAAUGGGCCGACUCAAAAUGGAGAACACUCAAGGUACAAUGGGAUGAAGCAUCUACCAUACCACGACCAGACAGAGUAUCUCCAUGGGAGAUUGAACCUGUUGUUGGUUCAACUGUUCCUGCUAUACCCUUGCCAGUGGCGCAGAAAAAUAAGCGACCUCAUUCACCAGUUGAUUUCUCUCUUCUCAGAACCUGCAAGAGCCAAGCUGAAUCUGUUUCUUCAUAUUGGUAUCCUGGUGUUUCUCAAAGCCAUGAACUGACCUCAUUAAGUGGCGCAACAGAUUUGGAUGCUAAUCAAACUCAAAUUACCUGGUGUUCCAAGAGGAAAGACUCCAUGGCUGGAGAUGGUCACAAUGUUUUCAUGAACCAACCAGAUGCCUUGUCAUCGCCAAGAGUGCAAACAUCAUUGCCUGUCUUCCAGUCAGAAGAGAAUAAAACAGAGACAAUGUGGUCUUCUGUCACUUGCUUACCUACUAGUGACCUCCCAAUGAAAUUGUGUAGGACUGCAAACUCCCAUCCUCAUGUUGAAGUAGCUACUGACAUUUACCCAGCAACAAACUCAAACAUGUCUUCAGCUUAUUCUGAACAGUCUGUCCAGAAGAAGGCCAAGCCUGAAGGAUGUAGAUUGUUUGGGUUUCAGUUGAUUGAAAAUUGUGGUGCUGCAGAUGAUUCACCUUUGCAGUCUUCACGCACUUCUUCCCCUGUUGAGGAAGUACAUGUCCAACCAAAGUGUGCUGAGUCAGACCAAUCCUCGAAGAAAACCAAGGAUGCAAAGGUGACAACGCAUCAACCGUUCAAGGAAAUUCAGAACAGCCAGAGUGUCCCAACAAGAAGCCGAACUAAAGUGCACAUGCAUGGAAUUGCUGUCGGAAGAGCAGUCGAUCUGGCCACUUUGGAUAGCUACGAAGAGCUCAUAGCGGAGCUAGAACAAAGAUUUGACAUCAAAGGAGAGCUACGACAUCCAUACAAGAAACGGGUGGUUGUUUUUACUGAUGACGAAGGUGACAUGAUGUUAGUUGCUGAUUAUCCAUGGGAAGAGUUCUGCAGAACGGUGAGGAAGAUCUUCAUCUGUACAUGUGAAGAACUUAAAAGCUUGAAACUUGGACCUGUGAACAAGGCGUCAGAGAUCAAGCAUGAACCUUAAAACAUACUCAUGUUGCGGACAGUGAUGAAGGGUGGUGGGAGAUUACAGCUGCAGGCUUUGAAGUCUCAUUGCCUUUUUGGAGCAACGGCAACGCAAUUGACCUUUUUCUACAUUUGGUGGAGGUGGUGGAGUGAGUGAAUGAAUGCCGUGAAUGUUCGAUGGCCAAAAACUGAAAGUGGUGGUGGUGGUCUCUGUUCAAGUUCUGAAUUUACCUUUUCUGUCGGUUUCUGGAACAAAAGGGAGUGGGCUAGUCAUUUCAGGUUUUUCUUUUUCUCAUUUUUCUUCGUGAUUGGGGUGGGGGGAGGGGGGAGAAUGAGGGAUGGUGCUAACAUGUUGCAGAAGAUCGUAGUCUAGAUCCAUAUGGAAGCUAAAGCUUGUGGCUCAAUUUUCUUUUUAUGCCUACUGUGGCUAGAAGCUAAAAGGCUAGUGCUCAAGAGUGUCGUAGCGAACUGCAACGGACAUUGAUUUAAAUCUGUAGAGAUCUGUGAAUAUCUGGUCAUAGUGGAAGGGAGGCGUAGGAGGUUUAUAGGAUAUUGAUAAGGGUUGCGGCUGAUGAUGGAUGGGGAAAGGAAAAAUUUACUUUUCCACCAUCAUUUGUACAUAUGUGUUGCGUAUAUUGUAUUUCCAGUUGACUCUCUCU